AUGGAGGCCUCCCUGACAGCCCGGGAUCGUGUGGGCAUUCAAGAUUUCGUUCUCCUGGACGCCUACACGAGUGAGAGUGCCUUCCUGGACAACCUGAGGAAACGCUUCCAUGAGAAUCUCAUUUACACCUACAUUGGAACUCUCUUGGUGUCGGUCAACCCAUAUAAAGAGUUAGAUAUCUACAGCAAGAAGCAAAUGGAUACCUACAUGGGUGUGAAUUUCUUUGAGCUGCCACCUCAUAUUUAUGCGCUGGCAGACAACGUCUUCCGCAGCAUGCAGUCUGAGUUCAACAACCACUUCAUCCUGAUCUCAGGGGAGAGUGGAGCUGGUAAGACAGAGGCCUCCAAGAAAAUCCUGCAAUUCUACGCUGUCAGCUGUCCGAGUACUAAACUCCUGAACAACGUCCGGGACAGACUGCUGCUCUCCAACCCAGUGCUUGAAGCUUUUGGAAAUGCCAAAACCCUGAAGAAUGACAACUCUAGCCGCUUUGGGAAAUACAUGGACAUCCAGUUCGACCACCAGGGUGGUGCUGUUGGGGGUCACAUCCUCAGUUACCUGUUGGAGAAGUCCCGUGUGGUCCACCAGAACCACGGAGAAAGAAACUUCCAUAUCUUCUAUCAGCUGGUGGAGGGAGGAGAGGAAGAUCUGCUUCGCUGGCUCGGCUUGCAGAGAAACUGCCAGCACUAUAGGUACCUGGUGCAGGGUGAUUGUGCCAAAGUGAGCUCUAUCAAUGAUAAAAGUGACUGGAAGACAGUGCAGAAAGCCCUCUCUGUUAUAGAGUUCGGUGACAGUGAUAUUGAGCACCUGUUUGGAAUAAUCGCUAGUGUUCUCCAUCUGGGGAAUAUCAAGUUUGAAGCAGAUGUUAGAGGAUACGCCUCUCUCAACAACAACCAGGAGAUGCACUGGGUGUCAAAGUUGCUGGGGAUUCCUACUCAGGUAUUACAACAGGGCCUAACCCACAGGAAGAUUGAAGCCAAAACAGAGGAGGUGUUCAGUCCUUUCUCUGUGGACCAUGCAGUAUAUGCCAGGGAUGCCCUCGCCAAAGCUAUCUAUGGCCGCACUUUCAACUGGCUGGUCAACAAGAUCAAUGAAUCUUUAGUUAACAAGGAUUCCUCCAGGAAAACAGUAAUUGGUCUGUUGGACAUCUAUGGUUUCGAGGUUUUCAACGUGAACAGCUUUGAGCAGUUUUGCAUCAACUACUGCAACGAGAAGCUGCAGCAGCUUUUCAUCCAGCUGACCCUCAAGUCAGAGCAGGAGGAGUACGAGAUGGAGGGGAUUGAAUGGGAACCAGUGCCAUUUUUCAACAACAAGAUCAUCUGUGAUCUUGUAGAGGAGAAACAUAGAGGAAUCAUCUCUUUAUUGGAUGAGGAAUGUUUACGUCCUGGAGAGGCCACAGAUCUCACCUUCCUGGAAAAGAUGGAGGAAAAGAUCAGUGGUCAUCCUCAUUUCGUCACACAUAAACUUGCAGACCAAAAGACGAGGAAAACACUGGAAAGGGGAGACUUCCGCCUCUUGCACUAUGCUGGCGAGGUUACAUACUGUGUUGUUGGAUUCUUGGACAAAAACAAUGAUCUCUUGUAUAAAAAUGGGAAAGAGGUCAUGCGACAGUCCAAGAAUGCUAUAAUCAAACACUGUUUUCCUUCUACUGAACCGGACAGCAAGAGGAGACCUGAAACUGUGGUGACUCAGUUUAAGAGCAGCCUGGUGAGCUUGACUGAGAUCCUAAUGUCCAAAGAGCCCUGGUAUGUCCGCUGCAUUAAACCCAAUGAAGCCAAGCAGCCAGGACGCUUUGAUGAUGUGUUGGUGAGACAUCAGAUGAAGUACCUGGGGCUGAUGGAGCACCUGAGGGUCAGGCGUGCUGGGUUUGCUUACCGACGCAAAUAUGAGCUCUUUCUCCAGAGGUACAAGCCUCUGUGUCCUGAAACCUGGCCCAACUGGAAAGGUACAGCAGCAGAAGGUGUGCAGUGCCUGAUCAAGCACCUGGGCUACAAACCUAAUGAGUACAAGAUGGGCAGGACAAAGAUUUUCAUCCGGCACCCUAGAACUCUGUUUGCAACAGAAGACGCCUUUCAGGUCUGCAAACACAAGCUAGCAACAAGCAUUCAGGCCAAGUACAAAGGCUACAGAGCGAAAGGAGACUACCUUAAACAGAGAGAGGCUGCCACUAAGAUUGAGACCUGCUGGAGAGGUCUGCUGGCCAGAAAGGAGCGUGAAAAGAGGGCAUGGGCUGUCAAGGUAAUCCAAAAGUUCAUUAAAGGUUUCAUGACUCGAAAUCAGCCAGUCUGCGUUGACAACAGUGAGUACCUGGCGUACGUAAGGCAGAACUACCUCACACGGCUGAGGGACAACCUUCCCAAAACAGUUGUGGAAAAAGACUCUUGGCUCACCCCUCCGCCUAUAAUGCAGGAGGUUUCCCAGCUGUUGAAGAAGCUCUACAUUCGCCACAUGGUACGGAAGUACGUUCGGGGAAUCACUCCACAGAGGAAAGCACAGCUUCUGUUAAAAGCACAGACGAGCGCCAUGUUCAAAGGAAAAAAAGAAAACUACCCCUUCAGUGUGUGCAGACCGUUCAUGGACACCAGAAUAGGUGCAGGAGACAUAAGCAUCAAAGUGCUUCAGAUGAUCCGGCAUGAGCACAUCAAGUACAGUGUGCCAGUGGUAAAGUAUGACAGAAACGGAUUCAGGCCUCGUCUCCGGCAGCUCAUCUUUACCCAGGAAGCCGCCUACCUGGUCGAGGAUGCCAAGAUCAAGCAGCGGAUAGAUUACAUCUCUCUGAAAGGUGUGUCAGUCAGCAACCUGAGUGACAACUUCCUGAUCCUUCAUGUUACAUGUGAUGACAUCAAGCAAAAGGGUGAUCUGGUCCUUCAGUGUGACUACCUGUUUGAGGCCCUGACUAAGUUGAGUCUUAUUGGCAACCAGCAGAACUCCAUCAAAGUGGUCCAGGGCAGUGUGCGAUUUGACAUCCAGCCUGGCAGAGAGGGCAUCGUGGACUUCAAGAGUGGUCAGGAGUCCAUGGUCUACAGGGCAAAAAAUGGCCAUUUGAUGGUGGUGAGAAUCUACAAGAACCAAGUCCAGAUGAUGCUACCAGUGAUUUGGGAUGAUGUUGCUGCAAAAUAUGAGUAA
Molecule: messenger RNA, 3123 nt
Organism: Perca flavescens (yellow perch)
Lineage: Eukaryota; Metazoa; Chordata; Actinopteri; Perciformes; Percidae
Gene: myo1hb
Product: myosin IHb
Exons: 31
Coding region: 1-3123 (1040 amino acids)
Biological process (GO): actin filament organization; endocytosis; actin filament-based movement
Cellular component (GO): microvillus; actin cytoskeleton; myosin complex
Molecular function (GO): ATP binding; microfilament motor activity; actin filament binding
Source: RefSeq, a predicted model, not a curated record